Molecule: messenger RNA, 401 nt
Organism: Oppiella nova
Lineage: Eukaryota; Metazoa; Arthropoda; Arachnida; Sarcoptiformes; Oppiidae
Source: the annotation of a GenBank genome assembly
UGUCUGUCCACAUGUUGGCGCUCAUGAUCUCGACGUGUAUAUUACCCCAUAUCGAGGCGGUCUGUAUCGACGGACACACCCCUAUGUACGAGGAGUCUCCCCACCAGAAGAUGAGACACUACACGUCCAUCGCGUGGUUCUUCUCGACAGUGAUCGGAAUAUUCCUCUUCCUUCUCGAGCUGACAAUCAUUGUUUGGGUCAAGUUUUGGUACAUCAGUUGGGUAGCCAUCGCAUCCACCAUAGUGUUGGUGCCAGUGAUCAGUGCCUUCUUGUUCUUCGCCUAUCACUUCUACCAUCAAUUGGUUGCCUAUAAGUUUGAGAGGACUGAACAGGUCUUAAGAGAAUUGGAGGAAUUGGCAGAAAAGAUGAAUGAAUGCCAAACUAAAGCCAUUUUUGAUGUU